Naumovozyma dairenensis CBS 421 is the source of this 1197-nucleotide messenger RNA. RefSeq names its product Aim39p (gene AIM39). The transcript has a single exon. The record is from RefSeq and is a predicted model, not a curated record. Bases 1 to 1197 code for a protein of 398 amino acids. NCBI's taxonomy places the organism in Eukaryota, Fungi, Ascomycota, Saccharomycetes, Saccharomycetales, Saccharomycetaceae.
AUGAUAUAUCCUCUAAUUAGUCGAAGAACAUUAGUUACAAGCUCACCUAAAGGGAUAAUAAUACGACUACAAUAUCCAAUCCUUCGUCCUUUGACUUUUCCUUUAGGCCCAAAUCAUGUAAAUAAUACAACAAACUGUAAUGGCAUUAGUAUAACAAAAAGAAAUUAUUCGCUGAAGUUCCCUUAUUUUGACUUGAAAAACACCAAAUUAAGGCUCAAUACUAACAAUAAUGUCAGAAUGCAUGAAAAUAAUAAACAAGUUGAUGGUAAACAUUUCUUCACGAAACAAGGAGAUGUUACUGAGAACAACGAAAAGUCUCAAUUGAAACAUGAAAAUCCAUCCCAUGAGGAGGAUGAGAAGGUAAUGGCGAUAAAUAGUAUUCAAGAAGCAAUCAGACAACAACGAAAUAAACGUCGAAAACAAAUGGCAUCAAUAAUCUUUAUGAUCCUCAGUAGUUUAUUAAUUGGAUAUGGAUUAGGUUAUAAAGUAUUAUAUUUAAGGCAAGAAAUAUUUUGGCCAAUUUGUCCCACUUCAAAAUAUCAUAAAUUAAGUAAAAAUGAAUUGAAAAAGAUAAAUCUUUUACAAAUUGAAAAAUUAGCUAGAAUUAGAACUUUAGAGCAAUUAUCAAAACAUGAAAUGAUUAAAGAUCAAUACGGGAUACCUUUAAAGUUGGAAAAUGAAGAUAAUACUGAAGGAGUGGGAGAGCCAUUCAAGAUAUGGUGUGAAGAUCAAGAUUUAUGUUUAUUUGGUGUCAAGAUUAAACCAGAUGGGAACAAUAAUAAUAAUAAGCAAAAACAAAGGGACGAGGAUCAUAAGUGGUAUAGAUUGCCAUUUUUAUUCAAAUGGAGGUUUACUUAUAAAUCCAUUAGUUUACUGAUAACAUUUCAAAAUAUCUUGAACUCAAUUGGAAUAAAUAAGAAUGGAUUAUAUGAAAUUAUUGAACCAGAAAAAGUUUAUGGAUCAUUUAAAUAUGAGCAUCCUUUAGGUAGGGGAUCUUCAAGUGUGAAUGAUAAUAAAUCAGAUUGCGGGCACCCUAUGCAUUUAUGGUUUUUAGGCGAAAUCAAAUUAGACAAGGAUUCCUUAGUAAUUUAUAAAGGAAAAUAUCAUGUUGAUGUGAAAAUGCAAGAAAUAACACUUCUAAGAAAAGAAAAUGGGAAAUUGAUUGAGUAUAUUCUGUACAAUGAUAUUAAAAGAUAA